Messenger RNA from Schistosoma rodhaini, 2532 nucleotides. NCBI's taxonomy places the organism in Eukaryota, Metazoa, Platyhelminthes, Trematoda, Strigeidida, Schistosomatidae. The record is from the annotation of a GenBank genome assembly.
UAAUAACAGUAAUAAUAAUAAUAAUAAUUACUACUAUAGUAAUAAUAAUAAUAAUGUAUCCUUAAGAUUUCCUUCAAAUAUUAAAGAGAAUAGUAAUAAUAAACUUACAUUAUUAAAAGAAGAUUUAAUGAAUAAAAAAAAUGAAAAAAUUUUAAAAAUUAAAUGUUUAAUAGCAAUUUAUAGUGAUUCAAUAGCUGGUGGUCCAUUUCAAUCAUAUUUAGAAAGGAAAGAUCUUGAAAAACAAAAUCGAAUACUUGGAUUUUUACAAGCGAUAAAUGAUUAUUCUAGACACAAUUUAAGUUUAAUGGCUAAUCGUUUUACUAAACUAACAAAAAUUUGGUAUAUUGUCAAUAAUUUUCUAAGAUCAACCAGUCGUUGGUGUAUAGAUAUUGAUUCAUCAUUAGUGAAAUCAAUCAUUGAAGUAAUUCAAAUCAAAAAAGAUACAACUCCUGUUGAAAUAUUUGACACAGUGAAAAAUAUUUGUUUAGAUGAAAUCUAUCCAUUUUGGAUUGAAUAUAUGAAAUAUGAUGCUUUUCAAUUUUUUUGUGCUGCACAUAAAAGUAAAGAUGAACAUUAUAUGAUACCCAAGUCACCGGAUGAUUUUGACAUACUCUUGGAUGAGAAUUCUAACUUAGUAGUACGACGUAAACCAAUAGAAAUUCCACCAAAUAGUACAUCAACUGAUCAAUUGAAACAUUCACAUAGUUGGGAUCAUUUAACACCUUCUGAAAAAGAAGAACGUAUUCGAAUGAAAUUAGAACAAGUUAGAAUAACUGAAAAAGAACGAAAAAAAGCUAUUCUAGCUGCACGAAGGCGUCAACGUGAAGCAUUAAAACCUAAAAAACAAGAUAGUUCGGUAUCAGGAUUAGUUAAAUUAACCGAGUCUAAUGAAGAAAUUAAAAUAAUAAAACAAACAGUAAAUCAAAUGGAAUUACAAUCAAAAAGAAGAUCAAAUCAAAUAGUGUUCAAUUUGAAAUUUAUGCUUGAUAAUAAAUUAUUAAUUUCAUUAUUUCAUGAAUGGAUCAAACUAUUGGAUAAAUCAGAAAUCAAUAAUAAUAAUAAUAAUCCAUCAAAUCAUUUAGCAUUUAUAUUAGAAGUAAAUCAAUAUUUAAUCAUGUCGAAAAAUCAAUUAAAUAUAGAAAAACUUAAAUAUCGAAUCAAUAAAGCAAAUUAUAUUUAUAAUAAUUAUCUACGUAUCUCAUGUGAAAAGCCAAUAGAAUUGCCAGAAAAGUUUAUCAAACGAUUAGAUCAAGAAAAAGAUCGUCCAACAUCAGCUACAUUAAAAGGUCUCCGAGAUCAUCAUUUAAACAACCUUGAUUCCUUAUUUAAUGAAUUUUUAAAUGUAACAGCUGAAAAGCUUGGUUUAUCAGUGUCCCAACUUUGUCAAAUGCCUGAAAUAGACUUAGCCCCAUUAGUUGUAACUCCAAAAACAUUUAAUCAGACUAUGGAAACAAAACAGAAAUUUUCUAUCAAAAUGAGACCAACAUUAGAAGAUAAAGAAGAAUUAACAAAAUUAUUAAAACAAGCUGCUUUUCAACCGCUUGAUUUUAAAUUAAUACUAUUCUAUCAAUAUUUAGUUGAUUAUGGAUAUAAAGAAAAUUGUCCAUUCAUUGAUCAAGAUUUUAUAUUUCAUAUUGAAAUUUUACGUUUUGAAGAACUUCAUCGGGGUCAUGUUGAACACAAUUUAAUAAAGAAGAAAGUUUUAUGUAUUUUACAAACAUUUUUAGAAUCCGUUUGUCCACCACAAAUUCAAAUUGGUCUACCAAAUGAAGUUAUUAAUCGAUUAGUUGGAAGAAUACAUCGUCAAACUGAUCAUAAAGGUCCAAUAAGUUUAAAUUUAUUUGAUGAAGCAGUUAGGUUAACUUUCAAUGAAAUUUUACCAUUUUGGGCUGGAUUCAAAAAAAAUAUUUUAUGUAAAUCAGCCAGUACACAAUCACGAAUUCAGUCAACAAUGAAAUCAAACAACCAGCAAAUACAUGGAACACCUUGGCUGUCUAGUCCAUUGACUUACAAGUAUCAUCAGGUAUUAGAAAACCGUUUAAAAUUACAUCAAGAUUGGCAGUUACCGUCAAUAGAAGUACAACUUCCCAAUAUGCCACAUGAUAAGGAGAUGAAUUCUUUUACUUAUUCAAUACGAAAAGGUGUAGAUUGGCAAAAUGUUGGACAUUAAUCACCUAAUAUAUCCGACUGUUUUACUUGCAUCAUGGUAACAAAUUAGAUUAUCAGAAUGACGUCUAAAAUCGUUUCAUAUAACUGAUAUUUUUUAUAAACAAAGUUAUAUUAUAGAUAAUUAAGAUAACCCAUUGUGUCAUCAAAUAAAAAUAGAGAUAAUUCAGCUAUGAAAAUUUUCCUUUCGACAAAAUCAUUUACUUAAGCUGCAUAUUCGUAUUUAUAGUUGUAUAGUAACAUUCACUUGUAAAAAUAUUCUGUCUUGGUAUAUUGAUGACCUUUGUGACUAAAGGAAACUUAAAACUGUAUAAAAUUUAUAAGUUCAAGAUUCAUGUAAACGAUCUGAAAAAUAAAUUUGAGUCG